Molecule: messenger RNA, 4376 nt
Organism: Camelus dromedarius (Arabian camel)
Lineage: Eukaryota; Metazoa; Chordata; Mammalia; Artiodactyla; Camelidae
Gene: ARID3B
Product: AT-rich interaction domain 3B
Exons: 8
Coding region: 192-1991 (599 amino acids)
Biological process (GO): regulation of transcription by RNA polymerase II
Cellular component (GO): nucleus
Molecular function (GO): DNA binding
Source: RefSeq, a predicted model, not a curated record
GGCCCCGCCCCGGCUGUGGCCCCCGGCUGCGGAGAAGUCUGAAACGCCGCUGCCGCGCCGGGGCCUGAGUGGCCGCCUCCUCCACCGCCGGGGGAGCCGGAGCGCCCCGCACAGGUUUAGACCUAGCCUGCCUGCUGGGCUGUGCCCAGGUUCAGAGCCAUGCCCGUCGGUGGGUGAAGUUUGAGGCAGUGAUGGAGCCACUGCAGCCUCGGCAGAAGCAGCAGCAGCCGCCGCCGCCACCACAGCCACAUGUGGCUCCUCUGCGGAUGGAUGUCAGAGAGAAGCAGGGGCAACAGAUGAGAGAGGCCCCGCUCUUGUAUGCCCAGAAGCUGGUCACACAGCAGACUCUUCUUUCUGCCACGCCUGGGAGGCCUUCUGGCAACCCUACCCUGGGUCCCUUAGCCAGAGUUCCACCAGCCACAGCAGUGGCCCGAGUUUUUGAACGGAGCAUGGUGAACUCAGAGCCUCAGGAAGAGGAAGGAAGUUUGGAAGAUGAGGAUGGGGAUGAUGAAGUUGAAGAGGUGGCUGAGAAAGAAGCCCAGGCUGCUUCAAAAUAUUUUGAUGUGCAGAAAGUGGCUCGUCAAGACCCCAGAGCAGCACCCGUGUCUGGUCUACUUCCAGCGCCAGGGCUCCCACCACAUGGACAGCAAGCUAAGGAAGACCAUACCAAAGAUGCUUCUAAGGCCUCAGCUUCAGUCUCCACAGCAGGGCAGCCGGGCUGGAAUCUGGAUGAGCAGCUCAAGCAGAAUGGUGGUUUGGCCUGGAGUGAUGAUGCGGAUGGAGGCCGGGGAAGAGAGAUCUCUCGAGAUUUUGCCAAGCUAUAUGAACUGGAUGGUGAUCCGGAAAGGAAAGAGUUCCUGGACGACCUCUUCGUCUUUAUGCAGAAGAGGGGGACCCCCAUCAACCGAAUCCCCAUCAUGGCCAAGCAGAUCCUGGACCUGUAUAUGCUGUAUAAGUUGGUGACAGAGAAGGGGGGCCUCGUAGAGAUCAUCAACAAAAAGAUAUGGAGGGAGAUCACCAAAGGCCUGAACCUGCCCACGUCCAUCACCAGUGCCGCCUUCACCCUGAGGACCCAGUACAUGAAGUAUCUCUAUGCCUACGAGUGCGAGAAGAAGGCCUUGAGCUCCCCGGCUGAGCUCCAGGCAGCCAUCGACGGCAACCGGAGGGAGGGCCGGAGGCCCAGCUACAGCUCCUCCCUCUUCGGCUACUCGCCCGCUGCUGCCUCUGCUGCUGCCGGGGCCCCUGCUCUCCUCUCUCCACCCAAGAUCCGCUUCCCUAUCCUUGGGCUGGGCUCCGGCAGUGGCACCAAUGCCAGCGGCCCUCGGAUAUCCCCAGCAGCCACUCUCAGGAAAGGUCUGCAGGGCCCUUGGGAGGAGGGAGGGCAGGGAGGAAGGGCACCAAGUUCCCCAGGUCGAAGACACAAGUGGGAGGAUGGAUUAUGGUUGGGUCCAGCCCUGGUGCCUUUGUCAGGUGAUGGAGUCCCAGUGACAACCGUGCCCGUGCCAAAUCGCCUGGCUGUGCCCGUUACCUUGGCUGGCCAGCAGGCCGGUACCCGGACGGCCACACUGGAGCAUCUGCGGGAGCGGCUGGAGUCAGGGGAGCCCCCUGAGAAGAAGGCGUCCAGGCUGUCGGAGGAGGAGCAGCGCCUGGUGCAGCAGGCCUUCCAGCGCAACCUCCUCAGCAUGGCGCGCCAGCUGCCCAUGAAGAUCAGGAUCAACGGCAGGGCAGAAGACAGAGCAGAGGCCUCGGCCACAGCACUGAACCUGACCACAGGCAGCAUCGGGAGCAUCAACAUGUCUGUGGACAUCGACGGCACCACCUAUGCAGGUGUGCUGUUUGCCCAGAAGCCUGUGGUCCACCUCAUCACAGCAUCCGCUCCCCAGAGCAUCAGCAGCAGCACCAGCAGCAGCGGCAGUUCUCACUGCUCUCCAAGUCCUACCUCAUCCCGGGGCACCCCCAGUGCAGAGCCCUCCACCAGCUGGUCCCACUGAGGGCAGGACCCAGCUUCUCACUCCCCACUCUCCCACCGAGAGAUGGGAUGCACAGCAUUUACCUCAUCUCACGGAGACCACGUCAAACCCCAUUUGGCCAGAUGUUGAGAGUUUGGACGUGUCCGUCUGUCCAGGCUGCAUUCAGGUCCUGCUGUACUCUAGGGACAGGGGGAGGCUGGAGGGGCCUGAACAGGGCAGCGUUGUUCAAUCAGGGAUUGUCCUGGAGAACUGGGCGGGGUCUGUGGGCGUCCAGCUUCCUCUAGGGCUCCCAGGCCACCUCCCAUCCCGGGCACAGUGUAUUGACAAUCUGUAAGCUGACACAGGGCUGGAGGCCCUCCACAUCCCUUCCCCUUUAAUUUAUUUUCCUUCCCCUGCCUUUGGCCGUGACCUCAGGGUCACUGGUCUCUUCCCCUGCUCAGUCCCCCAGUCUUUAACUCCCAUGUGGGGCUGCUAGGAGCCAAGAGCAUGCCUUCAUGGUUCUAAUCUGCUGAGCAUGGGAUGGGGUCCUCCCACUCCCAGCCCACUUUGCCUACCAUGAGUGGUUCCUGGGGUGUAGGUCCCUCUGAUUCAAGUCUUGGAGCAGUCCUCAGGGCCCCAUAUCCCCCUUUUAAUGGUCCCAGGAAAGGGCUCGUGAGGGCAGUCCUCAGGACCCAGGGCCUGCUGGACAUUGCCAAGGGAGAGGCAGAGCUGCAGGGGCUGCCCGGUCAGGCCCUGGCACCCUCUUCACUGACCCUUUUCUGACCCUCCCAGACCUCACGCCCCACUCAGCCGGGUUUGCCAGCUCUCCCAGGAACAGCCCACUUGUCCCUUGGGCCCCCCUUCUCAUGGGGCCAUCUCAGCCCCAGCAUCCCCAAACCUGCCAAUGUCAGGUUCAUUGAAAUACCUCAGAUUUGUAAUUGUUGAUGUUUGAUUCUUCAGGAAGUAUUUGCAUCUCUGAAAUCUUUUUUAUAUGUGUUUGCUGACUUUUGUUUUUUUUACUUUAAAAUUUUUAUUGUUGUUAUUGUAGCACCAAAGAAACGAAAGCCGAUCACCCCCAAAGCCGAGCAAAUGAUUUGGUACCCCAGCCCCUCCGGCCCUUCCCCAUGACCCCAGCGAGGGGGCAGGGGAGGCCGCAGGAGAGAUGACUCAGGGAUUGCAGUGGCAGGAUGAGGUGGAACGGAGAGGCUGGCUCUCGCACAGGCUGGGUCCUGAAACCACACUGGUUCUCAAGAUGGCCCUUGACCCAUUUCUGGCCAGAAGUGGGGCAGUCCCACAUCCCUAUGCCCAGCUCAGCAGAGUGGGGCCAGGGCAUCUCCCUCUCACUCAGCAUUCCCUCCUCAGGACAGGUGCGGGCUCGUCAGAGCUCGAGCUGUCCCAGAAGGUGAGGAGAUGCUGAGAGAGCUCUGGGGUGGAGCAGGCUGCCCCUGUGUUGUAAAGAAGAGGGGUUCUCACACAGGGCCCACCUCUCAGUCGAGGCAGCCCUGCAGUGCUCAGUAGAACCCCCCACCCACCAUGAGGCCGGUGGGCUGCGGCGGCGGCAGCCCACAGUGGCACAAGCCCACUCGUGGCUGACGUUCAUCCCUGUCUAGGAAAGGAAGGGAAAGGGAAAUCAAAAGAUUGAGCACAAAACAGAUACCUCAGCCCAGUGAACUGCAGCUUUGCUGGACUGCAUCUUCUCUCUCCCCUCCCCCACACCCCGCACGCGCACGCGGACACACACACACACACACACACACACACACACACACAGAGCCCCAUCCAGUGGGGGCUGCCCCUCCCCUGGCCUCGGAAGCCUUCCUACCUUACCCACCAGGCCAGUGCAGGGCUUGGGCAGAGAAGGGUGUCUGGGGUCUGUGCCAGGGAGGAGCCCAGUCGGCUGGCACUGGGCCCACCUGAAGGCAUCACAGACAUUUGGCCAGUGUGUCUUUCUCAGGGGUUUGGUCAUGAAGGAUGGACUUUAACCACCCAGAGGACGCAAGGACGGCGCACUGUUUCUUCCUGGUCAUUGGGUCCUCUUCCUUUCCCCAAGCAGAUUGCCCAGCUUUACCCUCCCAGGGAGCCCUCAGAGCCUUCAGGGCCAACAGCCGGGUCUCAGCCUGAAAGCCCAAGGGUGGGAGAGCCUGCAGGCGCCCCCAGAAUGGGGCCCUGGGCCAAGAGAAGCUUUCCCUGAUGGUGCAGCCCUGAGACCACAUGGCAGCCGUUGGCCAGGGCUGCUCUGUCCCCUCCCUCUCCCCAUCUUACUUGUACUCUAACCAGGAAAAAUGUGAUAGCACAUGGGUAGCCUAGGCAGUGGAUAAAUACCUCAGACGUCCUCUUGCAGCAAGUGUCUGUAUAUGUUGUGGUUAUUUUCUAUCUUACAUGUUCUCGAAUGUUUAUAUUUCAAUAAACCUCUACCUCUUCACACAA